Lachancea nothofagi CBS 11611 is the source of this 1185-nucleotide messenger RNA. Lineage: Eukaryota; Fungi; Ascomycota; Saccharomycetes; Saccharomycetales; Saccharomycetaceae. The record is from the annotation of a GenBank genome assembly.
AUGGCAUGGCUACGGAGUCGAAAAGCCAAAAGCUCCAAAUCGAAUGAGAACUUAACAACAAAAUCUAGAAAGCCUCCAAACACAGCAUUCAGGCAGCAACGUCUUAGAGCGUGGCAACCUAUCCUUUCGCCGCAGUCUGUAUUACCUCUCCUGAUUUUAGUUAGUGCGAUUUUCGCGCCAAUCGGGGUAGCACUAAUAAUCACCGCUAAUAAUGUUCAAAAUCUCAGUAUUGACUACAGUCAUUGUGCAACUCUGGCUCAAUCCGAUACCUUCAGUACAAUUCCAUCCAAGUACGUGAGGUCUCAUUUCAAAAAAAAGGCAUCCGUCUCUCCAGUAUGGCGGCUUCAGAAUGACACAGAGCACGGAAAUUCAACCUGCGAGCUGCAAUUCGAAAUUCCCACAGACUUGAAGAAAUCCAUUUACGUGUACUAUCGGCUAACCAAAUUUUACCAAAACCACCGGAAAUACGUCCAGUCCUUUGACAUCAAACAGCUCAAAGGCGAGAACAUUGCUGCAGACGAUCUAACAUCGGAUUGUGACCCAUUGCAAACUAUUGGGGACAAAAUUGUCUAUCCAUGUGGCUUGAUCGCGAACUCUCUUUUCAACGAUACCUAUCAGAUGGAACUGAGCGGCGUAAAUGAAACUCAACUACCCUACGCACUCACUAACCAGAAUAUUGCUUGGAGUGCCGAUCGUAAUCGCUAUAAGAAAACUACCUACAAUGCGUCUCAAAUCGUACCCCCUCCAAACUGGGCGCAGAAAUAUCCGGACGGCUACACUGAAGCAAACAUUCCAGACCUCUCGCAAUGGGAGGAAUUACAGGUAUGGAUGAGAACCGCAGGACUACCGACGUUCUACAAACUAGCACUCAAAAAUGAAACCUCGACUUUACCAAAGGGAAUGUAUCAAAUGAACAUCGGGCUCAACUAUCCUGUCUCCAUGUUCGGAGGUUCGAAAGCAUUCAUACUUACUACCAACAGCGUCAUUGGUGGCCGCAAUAUGUCACUCGGCGUUCUUUACCUGAUCGUGGCUGGUGUGUCGAUCGUUUUUGGCAUUGUCUUCCUGGUGAAGCUGAUUAUCCAACCCAGAAAGCUCGGAGACCACUCAUUUUUGAGCUUUGAUGAUAAUACAGAGACUGAAAACCGUCCGGGCACGCAAGACAUCUCUGUCAGAGAAAUUCUCUAG